AUGGCACUACGUUACACAUUACCGUACGUUGUUGGUCAGUCCAAAAUGCGACAUAGCGAGUGGUUUCGAUCAGCACUUCUCCGAGCUGUUUGCUACUGUUCAUCAGCUGAAGACUUUCAUCAGGAACGCAUCUAUCCUGAAUUAACGUAUCUGGUCAAUGGCUAUUCAUUUUACUUUGUUGAAAGUCAUGUACAACACUUCUUCGACUACUUCGAGUUACAAAUGCAGCGCUCAACACAACUUCAAGAAUUGAAUGAUAACAACCAAGUGGCUCGCUUCAACUAUUACUAUAAUUACUGGCCGCGGUGUGAAUUCAAUCGAUACUUUCAUGAACUGUGGUCAAGGCAUUUCGCCUCACAUCCGACACUGCGAUGA
Molecule: messenger RNA, 375 nt
Organism: Adineta ricciae
Lineage: Eukaryota; Metazoa; Rotifera; Eurotatoria; Adinetida; Adinetidae
Source: the annotation of a GenBank genome assembly